AUGGGUUGUAUACUUAGUACCUCAGCAAAUACUACAGAAAAUCACGAUAAAUAUUAUCAAAAUAAUGAGCCAACCGAUCCUUUUUUGGAAAAUAAAAAGGCCAACGAUUUAAUUGAACAAACAUUAAAAAAUAAUCAAAAAAAGGAUAGAAAAGAAGUCAAAUUGUUAUUAUUAGGAGCAGGAGAAAGCGGUAAAAGUACCGUUUUAAAACAACUAAAAUUAUUGCAUUUAGGUGGGUUUAAUCACCAAGAAAGAUUGCAAUACGUAAAUGUGAUAAGAGCUGAUGCCAUACAAAGCAUGAAGAUGUUGAUAAUAGAAGCUAGAAAAUUGGGAAUUCCAUUGGAUUGUGAUGAUCCUCAUGGGUAUCGCGAAUUGUUCCAAUGCAAACGGCUACUAUUAAAAGUAAAGCCAUUAGAUUUGAUUGACACCAAUGCAGCUGGUGGAUCCAAUUUUUUAAAUGACUAUGUUUUAAAAUAUAGUGAGCGUAGUAUUAAAAAGAGACGCGCUGAAAGUACGGGACAAAAGGAAUCAUUGAGCUUGGACACCGGCAAUGGGAUUUAUGAUAAAGAAAAUGAGGAAAACAGCGAUAAAAAGUAUCAGGUAAUAUUAGAAGGAAUGCAUAGCAAUAACAAUAAUAACAACGAGGAUGAUGAUUUGUUUGUUAAAAGUUCAAAAAACCAAACUUUAUUUAACAACUUGGACAAUCAUCAACAACAAAUACAAAUAGAUCAAAUUGCGUAUUCUAUCAAACAAUUAUGGAAGAAAGAUAAGGGCAUACAACAAUGCUUUAUGCGUUCCAACGAAUUUCAAUUAGAAGGCUCAGCCAAUUAUUAUUUUGAUAAUAUUGAAAGAUUUUCUCAACCAGAUUACAUUUGCACAGACGAAGAUAUUUUAAAAGGUCGUAUUAAAACAACAGGUAUAACGGAAACCAAUUUUAACAUCAAUUCCACAAAUUUUAAAGUACUAGAUGCUGGUGGCCAGCGUUCCGAAAGAAGAAAAUGGAUUCACUGUUUUGAUAAGAUUACAUGUGUACUAUUUGUUGUUGCGGUUAGUGAAUAUGAUCAAAUGUUAUUUGAAGACGAAAGAGUUAAUAGAAUGCAUGAAGCUUUGAUGUUAUUUGACACGUUAUGUAACAGUAAAUGGUUUAUCAAUACUCCAUUUGUACUAUUUAUGAAUAAAGUAGAUUUAUUCCAGGAAAAGAUUAAAAGAUCACCAAUAAGAAAACAUUUUCCUAACUAUCAAGGACGUGUGAAUGACGUGGAUGCUGGAUUGAAGUAUUUUGAAAAGUUAUUUUUAAGCUUGAAUAGGACUAACAAACCUAUAUACAUUCAUAGAACAUGUGCUACGGACAAGCAAAGCAUGAAAUUUAUAUUAAGUGCAGUCACAGAUUUAAUAAUUCAACAAAAUUUAAAAAAAAGUGGAUUGUUAUGA
Saccharomycodes ludwigii is the source of this 1431-nucleotide messenger RNA. RefSeq names its product guanine nucleotide-binding protein subunit alpha (gene GPA1). Gene Ontology annotation, molecular function: G-protein beta/gamma-subunit complex binding; G protein-coupled receptor binding; GTPase activity. Gene Ontology annotation, biological process: G protein-coupled receptor signaling pathway. The record is from RefSeq and is a predicted model, not a curated record. Lineage: Eukaryota; Fungi; Ascomycota; Saccharomycetes; Saccharomycodales; Saccharomycodaceae. The transcript has a single exon. Gene Ontology annotation, cellular component: heterotrimeric G-protein complex. Bases 1 to 1431 code for a protein of 476 amino acids.